Molecule: messenger RNA, 741 nt
Organism: Botrytis porri
Lineage: Eukaryota; Fungi; Ascomycota; Leotiomycetes; Helotiales; Sclerotiniaceae
Exons: 4
Coding region: 1-741 (246 amino acids)
Biological process (GO): positive regulation of transcription by RNA polymerase II
Molecular function (GO): zinc ion binding; DNA-binding transcription factor activity, RNA polymerase II-specific; sequence-specific DNA binding
Source: RefSeq, a predicted model, not a curated record
AUGUCACUACCAGUAGCUAGGUUAGCAUGUGAGCCCUGUCGCCAGAGAAAAUGUAAGUGUGAUAAAACACUCCCAUCAUGCUCCAAAUGUCUGGGAGCCCCACAACGAUGUUAUUACUCCGAAGCGAACAAAAGAGGUUUACCCCCCGGCUAUCUUGCGGGAAUCGAACACCGUCUAAUUGAGACUGAGAUCGCUCUACACAGAGCGCUGUCGAGACUGUACAACUAUUCUGAUGCUAAAUUCCAAGACAGUCGAGAAUUUCCACAAGUCUCGAAGGGUGAAUUGAUGGAGCAGUGGCAAGAAUUACCUUUGGAGUCAGAUAUUGAUCUAGAGACAUGGUGGUCUCGGAAAACGAAAUAUGUUCAGCCACUCAAUAGGGAGUGGGGUCCAACGGAAGAGACUUCAACCCCCGAAACACAUAUUGCUCAUGGAAUUGAUGACAUCCCACCUGUUGACUGGGAGCCUACAAAUGAAAGACAUGAGAAUAUUCCAGAGAGUACAGACACAAUCACCCAGGAGACUAUGGCUAGUACAGUUUCUAGUCUACCAAGGCCCUCAAACUCAAUCGAAGUGCAAAAGAGCCCUGUGAACUCUCAGCUCCAGUUUGAGAGCGACAUCCCCGAUUUUUCAAGCUGGCAAAGAAAUUCACCAAUACACAAUGUUGGUGAGAGCAUAAUGGCCGCAGAUGGACUCACAGUUGCAGAAUCCUUUGCCAGGGCGCAUCAAAGAACAUAUUUCUAG